AUGGCUUCUUCUCAGAAUUCUUGGUUUGUGGUAGUCCUCAUGUGUCUCAUCGACCUUGCUGUGUUAAAUACUCAGCUAGUGUCCUGUAGCAAAUUGGGUCCUGCAAGCAAUGUCUUAAAGCAACUGUUUUUCCCAGAUUUCAGAGCCCACAAUAGAAUAAAUCAUGAAAUAAGGUUUCUGGGCUGUGCAGGGCUGCAAGAAAAUGAAGGGAUCAUUCAGAUACCCAGUACCAAUGAUCUUAAUCAUAAUCUUUCCUUUCAGGCUGGAAAAGCUCUGUAUUCCUCUCCCAUAAGGAUGAUGGAUCCUGACACAGACAUUCCUGCCUCUUUCCACACGACAUUCUCCUUCCAAAUAGACUCCAACUCUGGAUCUUCCAGUGGCUUAGCUUUCGUAAUUGUACCUGAUGAAGUCACCGUGGGAAGACCUGGAGGCUGGCUGGGAAUGCUCAAUGAUGCCUGCGAUGAAAAAUAUAAGGCUCUUGCAGUAGAAUUUGACACCUUCAAAAAUGAAGAAUUCGGUGACCCCAAUGACAAUCAUAUUGGCAUAAAUUUGGGAAGCAUAGUGUCAAAUGUGACUAUAGAUGCUGGUGUUGCAGGAAUUUUCUUCAGAGAUGGAUCCAAUGUCAGAGCUUGGAUUGACUAUGAUGGAGUUAAUCAAAGGAUUGAGCUGAGCCUUGCUAGAGAUGAUGGAUCCCCAAUGCCCAGCAAGCCACUUUAUUCAGCUGGACUUGAUCUAUCUAACUAUUUGAAUGAAUAUAUGUUUGUGGGGUUCUCUGCAUCUACAGGACAUGCAGCACAAAUUCAUAAAAUCCUUUCAUGGAAUUUUUCUGCUACCAGUUCUGCAUUUCUGAGACUGCCUAAUGAGACGACAUGUGAGAGAAAGAUGUUUAAAGCUUCUAAAAUUGCACCCAAGGAGCCUCCUGAGGCAUUUUUUGUAUUUCUUGCAGUGGUUGGAGUGUUUCUCAUGGUUUUGGUAUACUUUCUCUGCAACAGGAAGGCCAAGGACCAGACCAUAUCCUUGGCAACAAAAUUAAUACUAAACAAAAAUACAGCACGUCCUACACCACCCAAUAAGCCCAGGCGGUUUUCCAUGUCUGAGUUGUCCUUAGCCACUAGGUCUUUUAGUGAAAGUGAGAUUUUGGGGAGUGGAGGCAAGGGAGUCUUCUACAAGGGUGUACUCCAGAAUGGUACACUUGUGGCUGUAAAACGGUUCUCUAAAGGUGCCUUCAAUAUAGAUAAGAAUAAGAUAAUGAAGGAAAUUAAGGUCAUUAGUAGACUGAAGCACCCUAAUUUGGUGCCCCUAAAGGGAUGGUGCAAUGACAAGCAUGAACUUGUAACGAUCUAUGAGUAUAUGCAAAAUGGCAGUCUGGAUAAGUGGUUGUUUGCUAGAGGAGUUCUUCCAUGGCCAAGAAGAUACAAGGUGGCAAAGGAUGUUGCCGAGGCAAUAUGCUUCUUGCACAGUGGUUGGGAGAAGAAUUUGGUACAUAAAAAUAUCAAGAUCAGCAAUGUUUUGCUAGAUAUUACAUUCAGGGCUAGGCUUGGGGACUUUGGACUAGUUAAUUCCGCUGAUCAGAAACCACAAUGUUUAGGUGAAUUGAAGCUUGAACAUCAUAUACCUCCUGAAAGCCUCCAUGUCUUGCAGCCUACUGAAAAGAUGGAUGUCUAUAACUUUGGGGUCAUGUUGCUUGAGAUUGUCUCGGGGAGGAAGUCUAUGGAUCAUGACUUGAGCCCAGAGGAGGUGGACUUGGUGGAAUUCACCUGGCAGCUUCAUGAGAACGAGAAGUUGUUGCAGGUGGCAGACAAGAGGCUGAUGAUGAGAUACAAUCCAGAGCAAGUUCAAUGUUUGGUUGGAGUGGGCCUGUUGGCUACUCAGAGUGACCCUGGAUCCAGGCCUACAAUGGCAGAAAUUGUUGAUUACAUCAGUGGAGAAGUGCAGUUGCCUUCUCUACCUCCUUGUAGACCAGUUGCCUACUUUUUAUAUCCAAGUGCCCCUGAGCUAUGCAUGAAAAGCUGCUCACCGGCAGGUUUCCCUAUGUUGGGCUAUAAAUCAAACAAAUAA
Molecule: messenger RNA, 2058 nt
Organism: Cryptomeria japonica (Japanese cedar)
Lineage: Eukaryota; Viridiplantae; Streptophyta; Pinopsida; Cupressales; Cupressaceae
Product: L-type lectin-domain containing receptor kinase VIII.1
Exons: 1
Coding region: 1-2058 (685 amino acids)
Biological process (GO): protein phosphorylation
Cellular component (GO): plasma membrane
Molecular function (GO): carbohydrate binding; ATP binding; protein kinase activity
Source: RefSeq, a predicted model, not a curated record